AUGAGCAACCCGCUCCCCGACCCCGCAUUCCGCGAGCAGGACGAGGAGGGGGAGGAGGAGGAGGGCGGGUGGGGCGCUCUCAUGAAAGAAGGAGCAGCAGCAGCAGCAGCUGGUGAUAGUGACGGUGAAGGUGCUGAGGGUGCUGGUGGUGGUGGUGCUGUUGGUGCCGGCACUGGUGGUGCGGAUAUCGGUGCUGCUGCUGCUGCUGCUGCUGCUGCUGCUGCUGCUGCUGCUGCUGCUGCUGCUGCUGCUGCUGCUGCUGCUGCUGCUGCUGCUGCUGCUGCUGCUGCUGCUGCUGCUGCUGCUGCUGCUGCUGCUGCUGCUGCUGCUGCUGCUAGUGCAAGCAGGCCCGUUACCGACUCGUUAUCAGCCGACUCAAUACCAGCAGAGUCCAACGCAACUUUCCUGCGCCUGUUACAGCAGCAGGGCGACUACGCAUGCGCACUGUGGGUGCGCAACGUGUGCUACGCCUUCAACCCCCUCUUCCACUCCGUGCCCGUCGCCAACCACGAGAUUGAAAAGAUCAUGCUGCGCGAGCGAAUCACGGACCGCCACGUGGGCGUGUGGUUCUGGAAGGACCCCAGAUACGACCUGUCCCGAUUGAACCUCUCUGAAAACAUCUGCACGGGGAAAGCUGCUCUCCCGCCGCUUAAAAAGGAGCACUUUUCGAGUGCGGACAUACGGGAUGUGCCGGAGCUGAGUGGGCGCGUGGGACCGUUUGUGCAUGCGAGUGAUGCUGAGCUGUUUUUCCUGCACGGCCGCCCGCCUGCUGACCCCGUCCCUGCUGCUGCUGACACCAGCACCAGCGCCAGCACGACUACUAGCAGCAGCAGCAGCAGUGCUUUCUCGGGUAGUGUGUUCACCACUAGCAACGCGUCGUUUGCCAUCUCAGCCCAGCGGCCAGAGCAGUGGCGGGGCGUGGGUGUGGUGUCGCUGCGGGACGGCCACCUGGGGCACUUCGUGGAGUUCAUAGGCGCCAUGACUGAGUUAGCUAGGCACCUGCCCACUGGCAAGAGGGUUAGGGGGGUGCCGGGACCACAAGUGGCAGCGGCAGGCACGGAAGUGCCAGGCAGGGAGGGGGCAUUUUGGGGAGGGACGGCUGCUGAUGCUGCUGCUGCUGGUGGUGACAGUGCGGAUAGUGGCGCUGGUGCUGCUGAUGGUGGCGGUGCUGCCGAUGCGGCUGCCGCUGGUGGGGAUGGUGGAAAGGAGGGGGAGAGGGUUGACGUGCAGCCAGUGCUCUUCUUCCCAAGCGGUGCGGGAAUAUCAAGGUGGGUGGCGGCAGCUGGCGCGGUUGCCAUGCGCGGCCCUCAAGCCAUGCGGGACUAUCAAGGCAUGAGAGCCCCCCAAGCCAUGCAGGAGCAUCAAGGCACGAAAGAUCACGCCGGCAUGCGAGGGCUGAAGGGCACGAGACAGCAGAAGAAGCAGGGGGGAGUAGAUGCAGACGCGUUUUUCCCGCUCUCCAUCGCCCACGCGCCCUCCUCCGCUGACCUCUUCCGCCUCUGGGUCGCGCAGGGCGCCGGGCUUGGCAAGACCCUUAAAGCCCAGCAGGCUGAUCCGAGGAUUUGGACGGAUGAGAUUGAACGGGAAAAGAAAGUUGAAAAGGGAGUGAGGAGCAAAGGGGGGGAUAAGAAAGAUGAGAGACAGGGGAAGAACAAUGGGGGGGUUGAGAAGAAAGUUGAGAAGGGAGGGAGCAGAAGUGGGGGGAGUGAGAAAAAAUCCAAGGCAAGUGUGAUUGGUCGGGUGGGAAGGAAUGGGACAGAUAGACACAGUGAAAGGGAUGGGGGAGGUGGAGAUGGUGGGUAUGGGGGGAAGAGGAGGAACGAGAGAAAGGAGGGUAAGGAGAGUAGGGAGGGUAAGGAGAGUAAGGAGGGCAAAGCAGUAAAUAAAGGGGGAGACCAGAAAAUCAGUCGGCAUGGCAAGGGAGGGGAGAAAAAGGGGUUUGUUUCAGGUGCUUCAGGUGCUUCAGGUGCUUCAGGUGCCAGAAGAGUCACGGCAAGCAGAGGCAGCGUGAAACCACACUCAAGCAGACACCUGCUGCAGCUGCAGGUGGAAGCGGGAAACCAGAGCAUAAAAAGCACAGAAUACCCUCCUCUCAGGCGUCUUACAGCGGAGCGGGCGGUUUUUGAGGCGCCUAAGGAAUUGCUGCAGCUGCAGGUGGAAGCGGGAAACCAGAGCAGUGGAGGCACGAACCACCCUCCUCUGAGGCGCCUAAAAUCGGAUGGAACAACAAGCGGGAGCAGCAGAGGGCUGCAGCAGCAGCUGCGGCAGCCGGGGCGUGGGGAGAGUGGGGGGCGGGGAGCGGGGAGGAGGGUGGCAUGGCAGAUAACGGUGGUGGAGCGCAGGGGCGUGCGCACAAUCAGCAACUUCCGCCCCAUGGUUGGGCUCCUCCGGACCGUCUUUCCCCGCCUGCCUGUGAAAGUCGUCUCCCUGGAGGUACACUCAACUGUCAACUCUCCUCUCCUCCCUUCCCUUCUCUUCUCUCCUCCCCUCUUUCCCCGCCUGCCUGUGAAAGUCGUCUCCCUGGAGGUACAUUCAACUGCCAACCCUCCUCUCCUCCCUUCCCUUCUCUUCUCUCCUCCCCUCUUUCCCCGCCUGCCUGUGAAAGUCGUCUCCCUGGAGGUACACUCAACUGUCAACUCUCCUCUCCUCCCUUCCCUUCUCUUCUCUCCUCCCCUCUUUCCCCGCCUGCCUGUGAAAGUCGUCUCCCUGGAGGUACACUCAACUGUCAACUCUCCUCUCCUCCCUUCCCUUCUCUUCUCUCCUCCCCUCUUUCCCCGCCUGCCUGUGAAACUCGUCUCCCUGGAGGCCAUGCCGUUCGCCGCCCAGGUGCGGGCGAUGCACCGGACGGCGCUGCUUGUCUCCAUGCACGGGGCGUCCAUGGCCAAUGUGGUGCUGCUGCAGAAAGGGGCGGCAGCACUUGAAAUCAUGCCGUACAUGUGGCACUAUGGCGCGUACAAGCGCAUCGCACUGCGGUGGGGAGUGCACUACUUCAUGUGGCGCAACGAGCAUCGCAACCUCUCCACCUACACCGACAACUGCCUCGACGCCAACGGCUUCAGCCAAUGGCAGCCCGCCAAGUGUCACACAGUCACGGCCUGCAGGGCGUGCAUUCGAGAUAAGGUGAUCCGCUUUGCUGGCUGCCAUGGAGGUGGUUGA
Molecule: messenger RNA, 3156 nt
Organism: Closterium sp. Naga37s-1
Lineage: Eukaryota; Viridiplantae; Streptophyta; Zygnematophyceae; Desmidiales; Closteriaceae
Source: the annotation of a GenBank genome assembly